This is a messenger RNA of Hypomesus transpacificus, 2481 nucleotides long. RefSeq names its product glycerol-3-phosphate acyltransferase 2, mitochondrial (gene gpat2). Gene Ontology annotation, cellular component: mitochondrial membrane. NCBI's taxonomy places the organism in Eukaryota, Metazoa, Chordata, Actinopteri, Osmeriformes, Osmeridae. The record is from RefSeq and is a predicted model, not a curated record. The transcript has 22 exons. Bases 1 to 2316 code for a protein of 771 amino acids.
AUGGCGCCGCUGUCCUGGGGAUUGAAGGUCAAGAAGAAGCUAAAGACUGUGGCUCCCCACCUUGGAAAGUUCAGACCCAGUGUCGGCCAGUGCUGCCAGCAGUGUACGCCUGACAGCCUUGGCAGGAAUUAUGGACAGAACUCUACUUCCCUGGGCUUCCAGAACCUAUUGAGUGUGAAAGAGACGCACACCAGGUACAGAGGCUGGCUGGUGAGAAGGCUGUGUUAUGUGCUGUUUGUCAGGGGACGCAGGGUGGAGCCCAGUACUGCUACUGACAGGCUGGACAGAGUAUGGAAGAGUGACAGGGUACAGAAGGCUCUCUCCAUCCCCCAUACACCCUCUAUGUUGGAAGACAUUAAGGAACCAUUUACUUGUCUCUCCCCGUACCACCUCCUCAUCAACACCUGCAUCUACCCACCUCUUCUUCGGUAUGUGUGCUGGCUAGCGCUGAAGCUUCUAAAGUGUGUAUUCUGUAGUGUUCAAGUUAACCUGAACCAUCUGGCUUCCCUACAGAGAGCUGCACAGAAGGGUUGCCCCCUGGUGUACGUGUGUGAGCAUCAGAGUGUGGUGGAUUUUGUCCUGCUGCCCCUGGUCCUGUUCUGCUACAACCUUAGGGUGCCGUACACGAUUUGCCCUCUGCAGAUACACACAUCCUGGAUACGGUCUGUCCUGCAAAAGCUGGGCGUGGUUCUCCUCCCUAUUGGUGCCAACAGUGAAGAGGAUGCUCAUAUUAACAGCCUCCACUCACCAAUCAUGACCUCAGUGUUGGGGGAGCUGUUGUGUGAGGGGCAGGCCGUGAGUGUGUGUGUGUCUGGGCUGAGUGGGCAGGGAGGGCAGUGGUUGGCACGACUCCAUCAAAUCAUGCUGGAGGGGGCCAUGCCCACUGUCUGCCUGGUGCCCGUUGGCAUCUCUUACGACUGUGUUCCCCAAGCCAGCACAAAGAUGGGUGUUCGGUCUGCAGUGAGGUGUGUGUGGUCAAUGCUCCAGGGCAGAUACAGAGGCAGUGUCAGGGUCCACUUUUCCCAGCCCUUCUCUUUCCAGGAGAUGUGUGAGUCUGGGAGGUGCAGAUCGGAUGGAGGGCGUCCCCUACAUAAUCUGCUGCUUCCUGCCAUCCUAGAGAACAGGAAGGAAUCCAUAUUUGGUCAGAGGAAGUUGUCGUGGGUCCUUCCUCCUCAGUACAUGCCUGAGUUGAGCCAAUCAGAGCGAGAGGUGGGCAUGACCCUCACCCUCCACCUGUUGUACUCUACUACUUCCUGUAAGGCUUUGAUGUGCACCAGCCUAAUGUCCUGUCUUCUGCUGCACAGACACCGCAAGGGAGUUAGUGUGGAGACUCUGUGUCGGGACCUGGUCUGGCUCAUUGAGGAGGUCCUGUUUAGGAACAAGGAUGUGGGCUUUGGGGGCAGUCUGGUCCAUGUGGUCCACCAUGCACUUACUCUGCUCCAGCCCUGCCUGCUCCUCACCAACCUUCCCUCCAGGAAAAACCCCCUCAUCACCCCUCACCCCUCCCUCUCCACCACCCUCACCUUGACCUUCUAUGCCCAGAAGGUCACAGCAACCUUCAUCCUGGAGGCAGUUGGAGCAUGUGCAGUGUCGGCCAUGCUGUCGGAGGUGGCAGGCAGUGAGAUGGGCUUUGGGUCCAGCCAGAAAGGUCAAGAAGUCGGAGAGGAUCUGGAGUUUGACGUGGUGCUUUGCCAAGAAGAGCUGACCGAGAGGGCUCUGCAGCUCUGCCUCCUACUGCCACCUGGGCUGCUGCCUCCUUGUCAGUCUUCUCAUAGUUUUGCUCUGGAUGCAGUUGACAGUCUGGUGCGUUGUGGAAUCCUUGUUAUGGAGGAGGUUCCCAGAGACACACCUCUGUGUGACUUCUGGACCAAGCGGAGUCCUCAGACCUGGAGCUCCUCAGACAACCCUGACAGCGACUCUGACCAUGAGGAGCAGGACUCUCGCUCAUACAAGGUCAGCCAGCCCUCUCAGUGUCCAGAAAUGCUGUUUUUCCUCUGCAGUCUGCUGUCUGGCCAGCUGAGGGCACUUUGCUGGGCCACAGAGGGACUGCACCUCCUGUACACACCUCAACCAGAGCCAGUGUGUUUGACUCAGGUACAUUCCCAUCUGUGUGAAACAGCCGAGAGAGUGAGAAAUCACUACGAGAGCUGCUCAGAGGAGGUGGCAUGCACCACAGUCAGAACACUGAUAGACCUUGGGGUCCUGGAGGAGCAGCUCCAGGGAGGGAGAGUGUUCCUCAGGGUCAGUCUUCUCUUCCAGCAACUGGGCAACCAGCAACAACUGCAACGCUUUAUCUCACAGUACCUGUUUGACUAACUCCCACACACACCACUCUUACAUAAGUUCAUAUGUACUGUGUACCACUAACUGAUAGAUAUGAACCCUAAAGACAUAAGACAGCAGAGUUAUGUGUUUAUUAUUGUCUCUGUUUACCUCAAGCGUUCCCGCUUUGGACCAGAAGGGGUUGUUGUCCCGUAGUUC